AAUUAAAAGGGAAUAUUUUUAACAAAUAAUAAUGUUACUUAGUUAUAAAAAUAAUUAUAAAUUUCUUACACAGUUUACGCAGUAAAUAAACAAUAAAUCAUGGGUGAUAUAGAAAUUAAUGAGGCUCUAGCCUCACUAGACAUUCUUAUGUCUGAAUUUUUUGCCCCAACGACAAGUAAUUACAGAAAAAGAGAGAUUGAGAGCAUGCUUGAAAAUUUCUCCAACCGUAGGGACUCAUGGAAACACUGUUUAUUAUUUUUGCAAAAGUCUCAAAACCAGUAUGUUUUAAUGUUUACAUUGACAACUCUGGAGAAUAUAAUAAACAGGCAGUGGAUUAGUCUGUCCGAUGAAAAUAAAAUAGAAAUCAGGCUAACAUUAUGGAAUGAAUUAAUGACAAAGCAUGAAGUGAUGCUGUACUUUAUAAGAAACAAAUUAGCAGCCCUGAUGGUGUCUAUAGCGCGGUAUGACUGGCCACAUCUGUAUGAGGACUUCUUCACUAAUAUAGUGGAGCUAAUAAAAUGUGAUGGCAGACAAUGCUUAUUGGGAUUGGUGUUGGCCCAAGCAGCAAGUGAAGAAUUAGGAGCUGCCAGAGACACCGGUGUACUUCUGCCUUCAGCCAGACGCAGUCAAUUAGAGAGACUAAUGCUCAAAGGAAUGCCACAGUUGUUAUCUGCUCUUAAUGGAAUUUUGGAGAAAAAUGCACAGAAGGAGGGACAAUCUAACCCUCCGCCUUCGCCGACAAACGGCCCGCCACAAACAUUAGCACUGCCAGACUUACUAGCUAAUGCUCAUGAUGUACAUACUGUAGAUAAGGCUUUAAAUAUGGAAAUCGUUGUUAAGUGCCUUACAACACUCCAACAUUUAUUCUCGUGGCUACCAUUAUCAUCUCAUGUGCCACCAUCACUUGUGACUACAGUGUUCUAUUGGGGCAGUAUUGCCACUCAGUCCCAGAGUGGCGAGGCGGCGCUGGCGGGGCUGGGCGGCGCGUGCGAGCUGCUGUACCGGCGGUACGCGCCGCCGUCGUCGGCCGCCACGGCGCUGCGCCUGCACCACUGCGCGCUGCGGCUGCUGCGCCACCUCACGCACCACGCGCACCAGCCACACCUCGCGCAACACUACUCGCACGAGUAUUUAAAUAAGUUAGCAGAGUUCCUAAAAUUGUUUGUUUCAAUGCAUUUCAAGAGGUUGGAGGCCGAGCCUGAGUUUGAUGCUAUAGAAUUUUUGUCAUAUCUAUUCCAAUACACAUUCCAGGUGCCUACAUGUGCUAUAUUUGUAAAUUGUUUAGAUAUAUGGAUACAAUUUAUUGAUAUAUUGAAACCAGAAGAUACAGCCAAAUAUUGGGAAGCACUUCAGGGUCUUGUCAAUGGUUUGUUGAAUAAAAUUCAAUUUGGACACAACAAGGCGCAGUUACAACACCUCGACAAUGACGUGUGCGACGAUGAUGGUGAAACAGAAUGGCAGACAUUCCUGAAAAAUUGUGUAGAAUGUAUCGCUCGAGUGGCAGACUUGGCGCCGCUGGAAGUGUUUACAUCUGUGGUGGAGCGGUGGCAGCAGCUGGCGGAGGCGCAGUCGCGGGUGGGCGCGCGCGGGCCCGAGGGCGAGCGCGUGACGGCGGCGCUGCUCGACCUCGCCACCCUCACGCGCGUGCUCGGCCGCCUCGCGCCCGCGCUGCUCGCCGAGGUGGAGCGCAUGCGCGAGGGUGCGUGCGCGGCGGUGGGCGCGGCGGUGGUGGCGCGCGUGGCGAGCGCGCUGGCGGCCGCCGCGCCGCUCGCGCCGCACCGCGCGCCGCACGCGCAGCACCACAAGCAGGCGCUCGUGCUGCUUCACGCGGAGAUGUUCGCUUGCAUGGGGGCGUGGUGUUGUUACGCGAACGAGUGCGGCGUGCCCGUGCGCACCAUGGAGGGACUUUUCUCAUCGACUGUACCCUUUCUUUUGCCGCACGAUGUUCCCGAGCCUUCGAUAAUAAGUUUUGCGGCGGCGCAUCUGUUGCUUAGUCUAUCAAAAAACGUGAAGCUCGUAUCCGAUCCGAUGUCUCUCGUGGGAGACCUGUACAACCACGCCCAAAGGUCAUUACAUUACUUGGAGCCAAAGACGGCAGACGUGGUGCGAGAGGCGCUGGUAACGCUGGCGCUGCGCGGGGGAGGGGAGGCGGCGCGCGCGCUCGUGGCGGCGUGGGCGGGCGCGCUGAACACGGCCGGGCCCGCCGCCGCGCUGCCGCCGCUCACUAACCUGCUGCUGGCCUUCGCGCACGCACCUACUGCCUCCAAAAAGGUUAUAGCAGAGGGUGUGCAAAAUGCAGCGGAGACAGCGCUGCGCAUGCUCUGUGAGCCGAAUGGCGCCUUCGCGGCCGCUGAGCCAGAAAUCACAGACUUCUUCUUUGCAUUGUUCACUGCCGUGCUGCCGCAACUCGGAAAUUUUACAUACACUGCCAUUGAUGUAUUUUUAGAUGUUGCUCAAAGAGGUGGCGGGUCGAGCAGCCUGGAACGGUUGGUGGAGUGCGUGCGGCUGGGCGUGGAGGCGGGCGGCGGCGGCGUGCGCGUGCGCGCCGUGCUGGCGCUGCUGCACCACCACGUGCUGCCGCGCGCGCACCACCACGAGCCCGACCUGGCGCGCGCCGCGCACCGCCUGCUCGCCAGCGUGCUGAUCCACCGGUGGCGGUACUUCUUCCCGCACAAAUGCGACGCGGAGGAGAGCGUGCGGCGCACGAGCGAGCUCGGCGGCGCGCUGGCGGCGCUCGGUCGCGCGCUGCUGCAGCCCGACAUCGACCUGCUGCGCCUCAACAUCGACACGCUCGACACGCUCAACAACAAGUGGAAGCUCUACCACAAGGCGAUAUUCCGCACGGAGUUCAUGUGCGAGUUCCUGUCGGUGCUGGUGGGCGGGCUGGCGGAGGGCGGCUGGCGCGCGCUGGCGCGGGACGAGGUGACGGCGGCGGUGCACGCCAUGGCCGUGGUGGACUUCAGCGCCUUCCGCCUCGGCUUCCUGCCGCGCUUCCUGCGCUCGCUGCCCGGGCUCGCGCCGCACCACCUGCACCAGCUCGAACAGUUCCCGCCCGACACGGAUUUACCAACAUUCACACAGAACCUUCAGCGGUUAAUGAACGAUGUCAACUGUUUCCGCGCGUAUCAAGCGUUAGAAUCAUCCGAAAUGUCGACGUAAUACAGGCUGCUGAAGUACAUUGGGAUUAUACGUAUGACAUAGAAAACGUAAUUAGUAUUACGAAUUCCCAAACAAUUGUUCAGGGAAAUCACAAAACAUUCUCAAAUGAAUUAAGCUGAAAAUAUCUCAAAUUGUUAAGAUACGUAGUACACGUGGAAAUCUACCAUCAAUGUCUCGAACUCAUGGAGAUAAAAUAUUUGGCUUUUUUUGUAGUGAUGCAAACAUUUUAAAUAUAAAAUAUAUUUAUAAAUUCUAUGAUUUUAAAUUUUCAUAUGAAAUUAACUAGAAAAAUCCUUUGAAGUAAUAAAUAUGUGAUAUUUGGCACACAUUAUUCGGUAUUUGAGCUACACUUGCGUUAAGACGGAGGCAUCUGUGCUCACUAAGCAUUGCUUGUCCAAAAGGGUAGCCGGGAAAUAAUUAAAACUAAAUAAGUUCCAUUAUUUUGAUGUUAUCUCGUAAAAAAAAAGCAUCAAAGCAUGAAAUUUGUAUAACUGCCAAUUUUUUACUCGGCUAUUAUGCGGUAAUUAAGCAGAAGUGUGUGAAGGCGUCCACAUAAUUAUUUUCUUGUCGCAGAUAGCGCAAGGCCUAUAUUUCCUCAAAUCAAACAUUAUGUAGUUUCUAUGUAUAUAAGUUUAUAAGUGUUACAUUCUUCUUUACUAUGUUUCACGCAUUUUUAUACAAAAGAUAUUCGACUGAUAGAAUUGGUGAGACUGCAAGUGGAUUAGUUGGAUUUUAAGUUAGACAUUAAAAGCAAUCUUUACUUACGCAUUUGUAUAUUAGUGGAUUUAGUUUUAAUAAAUACAUUUUUAAUUUCAAGUUUCCUUUAACAUAGGUUAUUGUUUAGUUUGUAUUGGAAGGCCAGUUUUAGUUGGCACUAAUUACCAGAAAAAAAUAAGCAGUCGACGAAUAAUACUUUUCUUAAGAAAUUAGAUAACAUAACAAUAGACCAGACUGUACUUGAAUCUGAACGAUGUCGAGGUACUACUGUGUGAGUAUUUACAAUCAUCAAUAGGGGAUAUCGACCGAGGUAUCUAUCGUAAGAACUUCCACUAAAGCAAACUUAAAUGGGAGUAAAUUAAAAUUGUUUUACGGAUUCUAUCGAGGUUUUUAAUUUCAUUUUUCUCGCGAAGUGCUGAAAAGACAUCGAAAUGUCGGAAGAAAAAUAAAAUUAAAUCCACGAUAGAAUCCGCAGAACUAGUUUAAUUUCAAUACUGUAACAUUUGCGUCAAUGUAAGAAAUCAUGAGGGUAAAUGAUGUAAAUCUAAAAACACAGGCUGGUAUCAAAUCACAACAUAUCGCAAAGCAUAUACAUACUUAAUGUAUAUUAUGUGAAUAACAAUAUUUUUGUAUUGAUCAUAAUAUUGUUUCCAUGUAAUUUUAGGCGUAUCACGUAUAACAAUAUUUUAUUUAUCGGUUUCAAUAUACAUAAAUUAUAUAAUCGACAUAGAGAAUUGACUGCGCGUACCUACCUAGCUGUGUGGCGAAGAAUCAAUUUAGGCAGAUAGCGAGAAAGGUAUAGCAGUCGCUCAGGGCUGUCGUGUGGCCAAGAGGCAGUUUUUAUUCUAGAAAUCUGAUUGGGCAGACAAACUUGCAGCGGCAUGGUAGAGUUCUGCACAUGCGAUCUAUAAUACCUCUACGCUGUAGUCUAUGGCAAAUUCUAGCAAAGAAAAUAAAUACAUUUUAUGUAUUAGUCUCUCAAUCACUGUCUUUUUCUAGAAAGUGCUUAUUUUUGACAAAAAUUGCUCAGCCCUUUCUCUAUGUCUAUAUCAGAUCUAAUAGGAUUUAUUAUGAGUGUGGUGCAAUAUCCAUUUUUAAAUAAUUUUGAUGUAAAUGAGACACUCAGUCACUAUAGAAUGUUACGAUUAUGCGUGUUUAUAUUAUGUAAAGGAGGAAAUAAGUAAACAAAAUUGUUUAAAA
This is a messenger RNA of Manduca sexta (tobacco hornworm), 5076 nucleotides long. It is a transcript of the gene ebo, whose product is annotated as exportin-6. Gene Ontology annotation, biological process: protein export from nucleus. The record is from RefSeq and is a predicted model, not a curated record. The coding region runs from base 100 to 3159 and encodes 1019 amino acids. Lineage: Eukaryota; Metazoa; Arthropoda; Insecta; Lepidoptera; Sphingidae. Gene Ontology annotation, molecular function: nuclear export signal receptor activity; small GTPase binding. The transcript is spliced from 22 exons.